Echinostoma caproni is the source of this 594-nucleotide messenger RNA. The record is from the annotation of a GenBank genome assembly. NCBI's taxonomy places the organism in Eukaryota, Metazoa, Platyhelminthes, Trematoda, Plagiorchiida, Echinostomatidae.
AUGCGACAUCGUUCCUACGAGAUUAUUGUGGAAUAUUUGCGAGUCUCGCGGAAUCGGCACCAAUUAAGACUGUUGCAGAAUGGACACGUGAAUGAGAACUCGUUCACAGCGGAAGAGAUUCGCUCGAUUGAACGUAUAUUGGACACUGUAAUGGCUCGAUGUGAACAAGAGCACAGACAUCAAGGGUCCGAUAUGCGUCGACAGAGCCUAACUCAACAUAAUCAGGUCCGGUUUGGGGCUGCUCAACAGACGUACGAGGAAAACUUGACAUACGGACGUACGCGAGCAGUCAGUACCCCCAAUUUGUCCUCUACUCCCAGACUCAGAACUGAAGAUGAAAAUGACUUGUCCGAACUGUCUUCAUGGGCUGUGGUAACCAAAUUGGCCUCGUCAGAAGCGGACAAAUACUCGGAAUGCAUUAUUUGCCUGGUCCCAUUCAAGACCGCGGACCGGGUGCUGACACUGCCCUGUUUCCAUCUGUUCCACUUAGACUGUGUAUUGACCUGGCUUAAAAAAGUAAGUUGGACCUUUUUCGGUUCAAACAAAAUCCGAUGUCUCCUACUUGGUUUAUUCAAGGGGUGUUUUCUAAUUUGA